GUUUUUGCAAAGUUAACCUUAAAAUUAAUGGAUCAUUAUAAAUUAAUUGCAAUUAUAAAAAAUUACCCGCAAGUUUGGGACCGGAACAAUGAGUUUUUCAACAAGAAGGAUAUGAAGGAGACUGCCUGGAAAACUAUUGCGACCCUAAUGGGAACUACAAGUGAUGCUUGUAAACAAUCGUUUAAAGGACUGCGUGAAAAAUAUAUACGCGAACGGGAAAAAACAGCGGAAAAUAAUUCCACGUCAAAAUCAUGGGAAUUGUUAAACUAUUUGAGUUUCCUGGACCCUCACAUAAUAGAGCGGCAAAAACAUUCCAUAUACAACAAUUUCUCAAAAGAUAACCCUUUGUGCACUUCUCCGGAUUUUUCAUCUUUAAAUAACGUGCCUGCAAUGUCGAAUUCUUUCGACAAGAAUUUGAUUGCUUUCGUGAGGGAUACGGAACAUAUUUGGAAUAGAAAUUGUAACACGUACACGAUGAAUAGGCAAAUUAAAAACGAAUUAUGGCAAAAAAUAGGCAAGAAAAUGAACAAGGAUGCGCAUUAUUGCAUGUUGAGGUGGAAGGCGUUAAGAGAAAAAUACAUACGGCAAAAAAACAAAUUCCAACAAGUCGGAGAGCAAAAAUGGGAGCUACUAGAUGACAUGAAGUUUCUGGAUGGUGUGAUCCUCUACAGAAGAAAAGUUAACGAAAUGGAACCAAAUUGUAGCUCAUCAUUAAACCAUAUGGACUCCAAAAAACAGGAAAGUGAAGGAGGUUACUAUUACUCGGGAAGCGAAGAUAACUCUUACAACGACUCAUCAAACGACUUCACGAUAAAAGAAGAACUAAGAGAAAAUUUUGACCUAAACCUACAAAAGUCCUACCAAAAACCUGAUAGUUCUUUGAGCAGCACAGCGGCGAGAAAAAGGACCAGCAGCGAAACCAGCGAAACCCCGCCACUGGUUAUAGAUAUUAAGAAACAAAAAAACCCAGAGCCGCCGGAAGAACAGACGCCGGAAAAAUUGUUCGGCGAUUUGGUGGUUUUGAUGCUAAGAAAAAAGCCGGAAGCUGAACGAAAUUUGGCUAUGAAUGAGAUCAUGAAAAUAUUGUUCAAGUGAAGUGUACAUUUUUUAACGUAAUUUUGCCUGUUUACCAAUUUUUAGAACAAGGGUAGAUAUUUAAAUGUUAAUUACUGGUUUUCAAAUGUUAAAUCUAUUAAAACAAACACUAUGUAUUAAUUAGUGAUGCAACGGAAAUGUGCAUAACAGAAGUGGAAAUAGUAAAUUUUUGCGGAAGCGAAUGCGGAAGUAUACCUAAAUACUACAAGUUUUUAUCAAUUUUUAUUUUUCUCGCUUCUUACGGUGACGUGCCGGCUUACUAUGUUCCCCACUUCGUCCGCGCCUCCGGUUCAAUUAGCUAAUAAACGCGCUUAUCGUCAAUCUUGCCAUUUCUAAAAAGUUUCGAUAAACUUCCGAUAUAAAAAAUGCGGAACCAGAUGCAAAACCGUAUGUGAAAAAGUAUGCAGAACUUCCGCAGCUGCUAAAGCGAAAGCAGAGGCCUUUUGCAACAAUAGUAUUUAUAUGGCUUAUCUACCCUUGUCCUUUAAGUAAGCCAUGCAUUUUUACCUAAAAAAUUAAAUUUGACCAGUGUUUUAAAAGUUAUAAUUUAUUUUUUAAGAUUGACUGAUAUAUAUUUAUUAUUUUGUAGGAUAAAUACAUUAUUUUGUUUAUUCCUAACUUGUAAAUAAAAUUACUUGUAUGCUGA
This is a messenger RNA of Brassicogethes aeneus, 1741 nucleotides long. Lineage: Eukaryota; Metazoa; Arthropoda; Insecta; Coleoptera; Nitidulidae. The record is from the annotation of a GenBank genome assembly.